AGAAGCGGCCGCAGCGCUGGACCAUGGUGCAGGCGGAGCUGCCGGGGCUCCUUCUCGCCCUGGUUUGGGUUUCCGUCUGGACCGACGACGCAAGCAAAGUUAUCUCGGAUCGCUACGCCGUGUACUGGAACAAGAGCAACCCCAGGUUCCACCGCGGAGACUACACAGUGGAGGUGAGCAUCAACGACUACCUGGACAUCUACUGCCCCCACUACGAGGAGCCGGGGCCGAGGGAGCGCCUGGAGCACUAUAUCCUGUACAUGGUCAACGCGGACGGCCACGCCUCUUGUGACCACCGGCAGAGGGGCUUCAAGCGCUGGGAGUGCAAUCGGCCCGUCUCCCCCAACGGACCCCUCAAGUUCUCCGAGAAGUUUCAGCUCUUCACCCCCUUCUCGCUGGGCUUCGAGUUCCGGCCGGGUCAUGAGUAUUACUACAUCUCCGCCACUCCCCCCAACACGGUGGACAGACCCUGCCUAAAGCUGAAGGUGUAUGUCCGGCCUACAAACGACUCUCUUUACGAGUCCCCGGAGCCCAUCUUCACCAGCAACAACUCAUGCAGUCGGCAGGCGGCCGUGUCCCAGCUCUUCCUCAGCGUGGUGCCCGUGGUCUGGACCGUGUUCACCUCCUAGUGGUCCACGGGGGGGACGGGUCGGCCCGGCCCAAGGGCUAUGGAUGGCCAGACCCUGGGUGGUGGUAGGGGCGAAGGGGUGCCGGCCAUUGCCGGACCAACUGGGACCCAACAACCCCGCCGAUCCAUAUGUGAUAAUAAUCCCAAGAACACGGAGGGCGAGGGGGAGCCGGCCUUGGGGGACACGGGAGGAUAUGGGGAGACUCUCCAGCGUCUGACCCUAAGCCUCCCCGGCUCAGCCCCGUGAUCCAUCUGGCCCACGACCGCGUCUCUGCCAGCGGCUCCGGGGUGCUCGGAGGAACCGGGUGCCGGUGGCCCUCCUGGACGCCCGUCCUCGUGGCCAGGGAUGGACGGACCAUCCGCCACCCCUGACUUUCCCUUCUGCAUCCCUGACUUCUCUUUCUGCUUGGGAUGGACAGAGGACACGGUGAUCCCAGGAGACACCCUCCCCCACCCCCCAUGUCCCCCCAGCAGGGAGCAGACAUGGAGUCUCCUGAAGAAGGGGACAAAUUCGGUGGGCGAGGGGGUGGGGACACACACACAACGGAUCUUGGGUUUCCUCCAGACCCUGUGCCCUGGACCGGCUGCCCCGCUGGACGGAGCCUCGGACCCUCUCCCUGCUCGAGGCCCUGUCUCUUCGGCUGGGGGCAACCCCCUCAAGCUUUGGAGAUUGUGCACGGCAGGGUGUUGAAGGGGGUGGGGUCGG
This is a messenger RNA of Tachyglossus aculeatus (Australian echidna), 1334 nucleotides long. It is a transcript of the gene EFNA2, whose product is annotated as ephrin A2. The record is from RefSeq and is a predicted model, not a curated record. Gene Ontology annotation, biological process: axon guidance; osteoclast differentiation; ephrin receptor signaling pathway. NCBI's taxonomy places the organism in Eukaryota, Metazoa, Chordata, Mammalia, Monotremata, Tachyglossidae. Bases 24 to 629 code for a protein of 201 amino acids. Gene Ontology annotation, molecular function: ephrin receptor binding. Gene Ontology annotation, cellular component: plasma membrane. The transcript has 4 exons.